Messenger RNA from Xyrauchen texanus (razorback sucker), 1445 nucleotides. Its product is annotated as V-set domain-containing T-cell activation inhibitor 1-like. Bases 205 to 1029 code for a protein of 274 amino acids. NCBI's taxonomy places the organism in Eukaryota, Metazoa, Chordata, Actinopteri, Cypriniformes, Catostomidae. The record is from RefSeq and is a predicted model, not a curated record. The transcript is spliced from 5 exons.
UGUCCACACACACCUCUCAAAGGCAAUAUUGACAGAAGAAGGGUGUGCUGCUCUCGUUCAGUGGAAUUAAAGUUUGAAACCGGCUUUGGAGGAUAAGAGAAUACCUGCCGAACUUAUUGAUUUAUUGCUCUCUACAGAGACGCUGCACAGAGUGGUAGAUCUAUUCAUCAAUGAUACGGCUUAAAAUAAAAACAGAUUAUCACAAUGACUUCAAUUGGACAAAUAAUCUUUGGGAGUAUGAUUUUUCUUAUAGUAGUAAUCUCUGGACUCAUUAUUUUCAUUCUGGCUAUUGCUUUUUCAGUGUCCCAAGGUACUGUUGAGAGCAGUAGUCCCUCUAAUGUGGGUAAUCUUGGACAGGAUGUGGUCUUGAACUGCAGGUUCCUCACCAAUAGUGGAAAUGGGCAAUUAGAUGAUGUGUCAAUCACUUGGCUAAAAGAUGGUCUCCGUGGCGUGGUCUAUGAAUACAAGAAAAAAGUAGCCCAACUUCAGGGGCAGAACACGCAGUUCAAAAACAGGGCUCAACUGUUUCUUGACGUUAUCCCUACGGGCAACGCUUCCCUACUCCUGAGAAGUGUGAGGCUGGAGGAUGAAGGUGUGUAUCGCUGUAGUGUCAAUGCACCAAAAAUCUCUGGGACUACCACCAUUAACCUCAAAGUGGCUGCUUUUUCUGCUCCCACAUUUACUCAACAGAAAGAAGGGUCUCUGACUGCUGAGGCUCAAAGAUGGUUUCCACGACCAAAUGUUAGCUGGUUGGGUCAGAGCGGGGUGCUGUUGAACAGUAGCACCCAAUUUAGCAACAACUCUGCUGGAAUCACAAAAGUUGUUAGUGUCUAUGAAGGCCCAGUAAAAGCUGAUACCACCUACACAUGUGUUAUCCAGAACAAUCUAGUGAAGGCUGUCUCAGAGGCAACUAUAACAGGAAAUGGAGUGACAGGGAAGACAUACUACAUUUUUAAUGCUGCAUCUACAAACAUGUUGUCUUUAAAACUACUGUUGGCAGUCAUCUUCACUCUCUCUGCGUUCCAGUAGAAACAAUGAACUUUCUUCAAUGGUUGUUGGUUAAUAGAGAAGUCAACCACCUUAAAGUUAAAUAAAUAUACAUUGAACAUGGAACCUACUUAGACACUAAUUCAAUAAAGGUGUUUUUUAUGAUUAAAUAAUGAAUUGUAUGCCCCUGAUGUUUGUUUGCACUCGUGUCUUGAUUUAUCUAGCCAGCAGAUGGGGACACCCAUACUUUGAUCAUGUUGUACAGGCAUAGAUUUGUCUUUACACUACUUGCUCAGAUUUCAGACAACGCCUCAUAGUGUGUACAUGUCUCUUGAUUAGUUAGUGAGACUAGAUCUCAAAUAACAUGAGUGAAAAAAUUAACUACUCACAAACUUUGGUCUUUUGCACUUUAAUUUAAAUGGCAAUAAUUUUGUGCUUGCACUGUGAUAAUAAAGAGU